UAAUAAUAAAAAAAUAAUUAUUCAAUUUCAGGAAAAUGAAAGUACUUAUCGUAUUGGCUUGCUUGGCAGCACUUGCCUGUGCCAACGACCAGGCAUGGAAUGACUUCAAAGCUGGAAAACAGUACAAAUCUCUGAUUGAAGAACGCCUUCGUUACCAAAUUUUUUUGAACAAUGUUCAAAAGAUUGAAGAGCACAAUGCCAAAUAUGAACAGGGAUUGGUUACUUACAAAAUGGCAGUCAAUAAAUUUGCUGAUUAUACAGAAGAAGAAUUCAGGGCUUUUUUGAAACUUAGUGGUCCGGCUAAGAAAGUUAAGGCCACCGAAGUUUUCAAAGCAACCAAAGCUGCUCCAUCCUCCAUUGACUGGAGAUCAACUGGCGCUGUAACACCAGUAAAAGACCAAGGUAGCUGCGGAUCUUGCUGGUCAUUCUCUGCUACUGGUUCUUUGGAAGGACAAAACCAAAUCAUAAACGGAAAUCUUCUUUCCCUCUCCGAACAAAACUUGGUUGACUGUUCCGGUUCCUAUGGAAACUACGGAUGUAACGGUGGUUUGAUGGUAGCCGCUUUCGAAUACGUAAGAGAUCAUGGAAUCGAGAGUGAAGCUAAUUACCCCUAUACUGGUCGUGAUGGAUCCUGCAAGUUCGACUCCAGCAAGUCAGUUCUUAAGAUUAGUGGAUACACCGAAAUAUCUGAAGAUAAUGAAGAUGAACUUAUUGAAGCCAUUGGUACCGUCGGUCCAAUCUCAGUUGCUAUUGAUGCCACCAUGUCACUCCAGUUCUACAGCUCUGGAAUUUUCACUGAUAGCAGCUGCUCUAAAUACGCCUUGAACCAUGGAGUCCUUGCUGUUGGUUAUGGAUCUGAUAAUAUUAUUGUCAAGAACUCCUGGGGAACUAGUUGGGGUGAAUCUGGCUAUGUCAGAUUCAAGCGUGGUUCUAACUUGUGCGGUAUUGCUUCCAUGGCUAGCUACCCAAGAUUGAAAAUGAAAGUACUUAUCGUAUUGGCUUGCUUGGCAGCACUUGCCUGUGCCAACGAUCAGGCAUGGAAUGAUUUCAAAGCUGGAAAACAGUACAAAUCUCCGAUUGAAGAACACCUCCGAUACCAAAUUUUUUUGAACAAUGUUCAAAAGAUUGAAGAGCACAAUGCCAAAUAUGAACAGGGAUUGGUUACUUACAAAAUGGCAGUCAAUAAAUUUGCUGAUUAUACAGAAGAAGAAUUCAAGGCUUUUUUGAAACUUAGUGGUCCGGCUAAGAAAGUCAAGGCCACCGAAGUUUUCAAAGCGACCAAAGCUGCUCCAUCCUCCAUUGACUGGAGAUCAACUGGCGCUGUAACUCCAGUAAAAGACCAAGGUAGCUGCGGAUCUUGCUGGUCAUUCUCUGCUACUGGUUCUUUGGAAGGACAAAACCAAAUCAUAAACGGAAAUCUUCUUUCCCUCUCCGAACAAAACUUGGUUGACUGUUCCGGUUCCUAUGGAAACUACGGAUGUAAUGGUGGUUUGAUGGUAGCCGCUUUCGAAUACGUAAGAGAUCAUGGAAUCGAGAGUGAAGCUAAUUACCCAUACACUGGUCGUGAUGGAUCCUGCAAGUUCGACUCCAGCAAGUCAGUUCUUAAGAUUAGUGGAUAUACCGAAAUAUCUGAAGAUAAUGAAGAUGAACUUAUUGAAGCCAUUGGUACCGUCGGUCCAAUCUCAGUUGCUAUUGAUGCCACCAUGUCACUCCAGUUCUACAGCUCUGGAAUUUUCACUGAUAGCAGCUGCUCUAAAUACGCCUUGAACCAUGGAGUCCUUGCUGUUGGUUAUGGAUCUGAUAAUAUUAUUGUCAAGAACUCCUGGGGAACUAGUUGGGGUGAAUCUGGCUAUGUCAGAUUCAAGCGUGGUUCUAACUUGUGCGGUAUUGCUUCCAUGGCUAGCUACCCAAGAUUGUAAUUCUAUUUUUUUGAUAUAAAUAAAUGAGAAUUCAAAAAUA
This is a messenger RNA of Aethina tumida (small hive beetle), 1959 nucleotides long. RefSeq names its product cathepsin L-like. Lineage: Eukaryota; Metazoa; Arthropoda; Insecta; Coleoptera; Nitidulidae. The transcript is spliced from 4 exons. Bases 36 to 1919 code for a protein of 627 amino acids. The record is from RefSeq and is a predicted model, not a curated record. Gene Ontology annotation, molecular function: cysteine-type endopeptidase activity. Gene Ontology annotation, cellular component: lysosome.